This is a messenger RNA of Paramecium octaurelia, 390 nucleotides long. The record is from the annotation of a GenBank genome assembly. Lineage: Eukaryota; Ciliophora; Oligohymenophorea; Peniculida; Parameciidae.
AUGUCAUAAGUGAAAAAAAGCCUCUUAAAAGUAGAGAAACUUUAAUUUGAUAUCUACAUUAAUAAAUAGUUAAUUUAAGUGGAUUAUGAUGAUUAAACUACUGUGGGGGAAAUUCUCGAUUUAAUAACAAGGAUACAAAAUAUUUCGAACUCAAAUAUCUCUUUGUAUUUGGCUAAAAAAAGUGGCGAACCUAAACUAUCUUUCCCAGCUUUGGAGAGAAAUAGAAAACUAAUAAAAACAAAUGAAAAACGAUUUGUUGUUGUUAUGAAGUAAUUAGAACCAAAAAUUUAAAAUGAAUAAAAUUUAGAGGCUGUAAAAAUAACUGAGGGAAGACAUCCAAAAUAAAGUGUUUUCAAGAAAUGGUUUGGAAUCUCCAUGACUUGUAAAUGA